Drosophila eugracilis is the source of this 1560-nucleotide messenger RNA. Its product is annotated as probable serine hydrolase. The record is from RefSeq and is a predicted model, not a curated record. NCBI's taxonomy places the organism in Eukaryota, Metazoa, Arthropoda, Insecta, Diptera, Drosophilidae. The transcript is spliced from 2 exons. Bases 180 to 1253 code for a protein of 357 amino acids.
GCUGGCGGGCACUUCUCCUCGGCUCAUUCUCUCUAGUAUUCGACUAACUUAGUAAUUAUAUUAUAAAAAUAGAAAAGUUUCCCCAAACACACAUUGUGUAUAUAAUUUCCGACACGGCGUGUGUCGGAUUUAUUUGGUAGAUUGUGACAUUUACUACUCGCAGAUAGCCGCCUACAAAAAUGACAUCGAAAUCUGAAGGUGGCGGCAAGCACAUUGAGCAGCAUGAACAGGAGCCCAUAGACGUGCGCAUCGACAUGCCGUGGGGCUACGUGGUGGGCAGGUGGUAUGGAAACCGACAGGUACGACCCAUCCUGGCGCUUCAUGGAUGGCUGGACAACCUAGGCACGUGGGACAAAUUGCUUCCACUAUUGCCGAAGCACCUGGGAGUGCUGUGCAUCGACCUGCCUGGCCACGGAUACUCCUCGAAGCUGCCCGAGGGGAUCGCCUACCAUUUUGUGGACUACCUGUGCGUGAUCCUGCGCGUCAUGGAGGAGUACGGAUGGCAGAAGGUGUCCCUGAUGGCCCACUCGAUGAGCGCCAUGCUCUGCUUCAUAUUCGCCUCGCUAUAUCCUCAUCGGACCGACCUGCUGGUCAGCAUAGAUAUAGUUAAGACCCGCUAUCGGAAGCCUGCAUCUCAGAUUGACUACCUGCGAACAAAUAUCGAGGGCUAUAUGGUGGAGGACGAGCGGUUCGCGAAUGCCAAACGCCAAGAGCCACCGGCUUAUACCUACUCAGAGCUGGAGCAGGUCCUUUACAAGGGCUCCGAUUACUCGGUGGAGCUGGAAAACUGCCGCCACAUCCUGGAGCGCAACAUCAGCAGGUCCACUAAAUUUCCGGCCAAAUACUUCUUCUCGCGCGACGGGCGCUGCAAAUACUACACAGAGUUCCAUACGAGUCCGCCCUUUGCCGCUGAAUUGGCCAGGACCAUUCGGAAUGUGCCCUACUGCGUGAUCAAGGGCUCAGAGUCCAACUUUAUAGACGAGCAGAGCGACGAGGUCAUCGGCAUCCUCAGGGAGAAUAACCCGCACUUUGAACUCCACGAGGUUCAGGGUACUCAUCACGUUCACCUCAACAAUGCUGACGGAGUGGCUGCCAUCAUCAAUCCCUUCAUCCUGCGCCAUCGACCGCCGCAUCUGGAAAACUGGACGGUGGACGAGGCGGAUGAGGCACUGCCCGAGAUGGUCAAGGAAUUCAAGUUGGCGGUGGAGGACUCAGAGAAUGUCAAGCGGAGAAAGAGAAAAAGUAACCUCUAGCUGCUGCCAGCAUCUCUGAGAAUCAGUCAGCAGCGCGACGCGAGAAUUUCCAAUGCGAAAGUUAGAUAUUGAUUUCAUAAUGCCCAUGUGAUGCUUCAUCAAAGCCUAAAUGUUUUUUAUGCACAUAGUUUAGACAAUUUUAUAUGAUUUUAUAGGGGUUUUUUAAGGUGGAUAAACUAAAGAUUACUAUUUUUUAAAGAUUAUAUAAAAAUUAAACAUUUAACGAGUUUGUAAAUCAAUCUCUGAAAACUAAACUAGCAGAUUUGAUUAGCAAAUUAGAAAACAAUAAAAAGAAAAAGUUAAUUAA